Notechis scutatus (mainland tiger snake) is the source of this 915-nucleotide messenger RNA. RefSeq names its product olfactory receptor 14A16-like. Gene Ontology annotation, cellular component: membrane. NCBI's taxonomy places the organism in Eukaryota, Metazoa, Chordata, Lepidosauria, Squamata, Elapidae. The record is from RefSeq and is a predicted model, not a curated record. Gene Ontology annotation, biological process: G protein-coupled receptor signaling pathway. Gene Ontology annotation, molecular function: olfactory receptor activity; G protein-coupled receptor activity.
AUGAAAAAUCAAACAAUUGUGUCUUUCUUUCUGCUCAUGGAAUUCUCCAAAGAACGGCACCUGCAGCUUCUACAUUUCUUCUUAUUCUUCAUAUUAUAUCUGGCAACUGCAACAGCAAAUCUUUUCAUCAUCUCUGCAGUAGCUUUUGACCAUCAACUGCACAGCCCCAUGUAUUUGUUUCUGGUGAAUUUGGCUGUGCAGGACCUGGGCAUUGUUUCAGUCAUAGUCCCCAAAUCCAUGAUAAAUUCUGUCAUGAAUACCAGGCACAUUUCUUACUUUGGUUGCAUUGCACAAGUCUUUAUCUUUGUCUGCUUUGAAGCUUCUGAAUUCUCCCUCCUGACAGUCAUGGCAUAUGAUCGAUAUGUUGCCAUUUGCCAUCCAUUGCACUAUGAGUUGGUGAUGAAUUGGAAAGCCUGCACCAAAAUAGUGAUUAUGGUGUGGGUCACAAGUCUUCUCUAUGCAAUGUUGCAUACCAGUGGCAUCUUUUCCACCCCUUUCUGUUCUAAUGUUGUCAACCAUUUUUUCUGUGAAAUUCCAUACUUGCUAAAAUUGUCGUGUUCUGGAUUCAAUCUAACUGAAACUGGAGUUAUAAUUUUGAGUAUCAUUGUAAUAUUGGGUUGUUUUAUUUUUAUCAUUGUCUCUUAUACUUUAAUCUUCCAGGCAGUGUUGAGCAUCCCUUCUGUGAAAGGAAGACAGAAGAGUUUUUCCACUUGUCUUCCCCACCUUAUAGUCUUUUCCAUUUUUUUGGUACCUUCAUGCUUAGCAUAUUUGAAACCCCCCUCUAACAUUUCAUCUUAUUUAGAUUUUUCAUUAACUGCCCUAUAUUCUUUACUUCCACCCUUGUUCAAUCCAAUCAUCUACAGCAUAAGAAAUAAAAAUAUCAAUUCUAUCCUAACUAAAUUAUUGAGAUUUUAA